This is a messenger RNA of Cynoglossus semilaevis (tongue sole), 2727 nucleotides long. It is a transcript of the gene ica1, whose product is annotated as islet cell autoantigen 1. Gene Ontology annotation, biological process: regulation of transport. Gene Ontology annotation, cellular component: Golgi apparatus. NCBI's taxonomy places the organism in Eukaryota, Metazoa, Chordata, Actinopteri, Pleuronectiformes, Cynoglossidae. Gene Ontology annotation, molecular function: protein domain specific binding. Bases 326 to 1753 code for a protein of 475 amino acids. The transcript is spliced from 14 exons. The record is from RefSeq and is a predicted model, not a curated record.
CGCCAGUCUCUUAUGGAGAUUAAAAUCUCUCUCUGUCUUCUCUGGGAGACGCAUGUGUCCAUUAACCAGCUCCUAUCUGAAGACCUGCGGGUGAUGUCAGGGGUCAGCGGGUUGGAAGGACGCCGAGAAAUGACAGAUACGGCAAACGCUGAUUUGAGGCGGGGCCAGGAGGAGCACAGUGACGUCAUAUCGACUGGCUACAUUAGCGGCUGCGUAAGUGCACAAACGUCACACGCCUUGGAGAAGCAGGCCUUUCUGAUAGAGGAAAAGGGAGAUCCCAUUUCUACAUGAAACAGCUGCAAAUGAACAGAGGUGAUUCUGAGAUAUGGACGGAGGAAAUUUUGGUUACUCCAGGGACUACUUUGAUCGCUUUAUCCAGAGCCAGGACUCGUCCGUGGUGAACAAGUUCCAGCAGAAGUACUGGAAAACUAAGCAAACCCUCCUCAAGGUCACAGGGAAGAAGGAGGAUGAACAUGUGGUGGCGUCGGACGCAGAUCUGGACGGCAAGCUGGAGGUCUUCCACUCCAUCCAGAGAACGUGCAUGGAGCUGUUGAAAGUCAUCGAACAGUACCAGCGCAGGAUCUGCUUUCUGUCACAGGAGGAGAAUGAACUGGGUCGAUUCCUUCGCUCUCAGGGUUCCCAGGAUAAAACCAGGGCCGGAAAGAUCAUGCAGGCCACAGGGAAGGCUCUGUGCUUUUCCUCCCAACAGAGAUUGGCUUUGAAGAAGCCGCUGUGCCGUUUGUACCAGGAGGUAGAGACUUUCCGGUACAGAGCUAUCUCUGAUACGUGGCUGACAGUAAAUAGGAUGGAACAGUCCAGGACUGAAUACAGAGGAGCACUGCUUUGGAUGAAGGAUGUGUCUCAGGAACUGGACCCAGACACACAGAAACAGAUGGAGAAAUUCAGAAAGGUCCAGACCCAGGUCCGUUCCACCAAAAGCAGCUUUGACAAACUGAAGAAUGAUGUCUGUCAGAAAGUGGACAUGCUGGGAGCCAGUCGCUGUAACCUACUGUCACACGUGUUAACAACAUACCAGACCACUCUGUUUCACUUCUGGGAAAAAACGUCCCACACCAUGGCGGCCAUCCAUGAGAGCUUCAAGGGCUGUCAGCAUUAUGAGUUCUCCAUGCUGAAGGCGCUGCAAGACUCCACAAACAAAGGGGUAAAAAAGAAAGGGAAGAAGAAAAGUAAAGCAGAGAAGGAGGAGGGAAAGAAAACGGAGAACUCAGACGAGAAACUCGUCUCACUUGGUGCUGAAAAUGAGACAAGCAUACAAGAAAAUGCAAACCCGUCCUCGUACUGUGCAGUGUUGGACGAAGAACAGGACAGCCUGGCCUUGUUGAAUGAGAUUCUAGGCGGCAUGUCUGUGGACGAGGGGGACUUUUCUCAAGAGUGGACAGCAGUGUUUGGAGACACAGAGGGGAUAAACUCAGGGUGUGAGAGACAAACUGAAGCUCAGGAAAAGGAAGAGUCUUUCUUUCUUCCAUCUCAGCUGCUGGACCAGAGCCUGAAGAAUCUCAAUUCUUCUGUCUCAGAUGCAGACUGGAACAGCUUUGGUCAGCAGAAAUGUGUCCAAACAACUGAAGCCUCUCCUGAUGCCAACUUCAACCCAUCUAAAGUGACAGCAAAGGGAACAGCGGCAGCAUCCAGAGACCGCUCAGCCUGGUUCAACCUGUUCGCUGACUUGGACCCACUCUCCAAUCCUGACACUGUGGGAAAAACAGACCCGGCACAUGAACUCCACACAGCAUAGUUCUUCCUUCCUCAGAGUUAUACUCACUCUACCAGAAAGAAGAACUUGGUUUUAGUCACAACUGCAGCAAAUAUUCUUCCUGGUCACCACAAAAGAAUCGGUCGUCUCACGGAGGUUUUCAGGACUCCUGGCAAGACUAUACCAAAGGUAACUAAAGGUAACUGAAAAGUAAAAGUAAAUAGCUGAUGAUAAUGAUUGUCAGGUGAGUAAUAAGCUACGUAGGCGUUAGCUAAAGGAAAGUGGUGAGAAUCAACAUUUUCAAAUGUUUGGAGAAUGUUUAAAUGAAAAAUUGCUUAAAGAAUUAUUCAAACAGAUGUGGAUUAUUGAGGUAAUUAACUCAUCGUCAUGCAUUGUAAUUCAUGACCUUUUUUUAAUGAUGGCUGGAAAAACUUUGCUGCAGUUGAUCCUCAUUACGAAAAAUUAUGUCAGGCAAACAGUUACUGAGCCUGAACCAGAACUAUGAGCCUUUGACUUUGGCUGACUCAGGUCUAAAGUCCUCUCCUGGUUUUUCUGCAUCCGUUUCGGAUUCUUGUCACUGAUGUUUGCAAAAACAGAAAUUAAUGAAGGAAAACUAUUUAAAAAAAUCUGCUUUAAGACAGAUUUUAAAUAUGAUCUGUCUCUGUUUGGAGGUUGCAUGUUCUCUCCGUGUGUGCGGGAGUUUUCUACCGGCUCUCCAGUUUCCAUUCACAGUCCAAACAUACAGGAUGAGGUUUAAUGUUCACUCUAAGUAAACCAUAGGUGUGAAUGGGAAUGCGAAUAGUUUUUUAUACCAUAUGAACUGGUGGGCCGCCGGCUCGUAGCCCCCUGACUCUAAAAAUGAAUAAGUGGUAGAAGAUGAAUCUAAAUAUAUUCUACCAUAAGCUGGCCACUGCAUGUUGCAUGACUGUGUGAUUUCUAAUUAUUGAUCACAGUUAAUAGCAUUUUUGCUGAUUUGUGUAUUUUUCUUAAACAUUAUCAUACAAACACUGAUGUUU